AUGUUCUUUGCAAACUGGAUAUCCGCCGCCGUAUCCCCGAUAACUAGCACUUUACCAACAUCGAGGUCGGUAAUCCCAUACCGGCUCUUGAGCGUGGGUAUCAGUAUAUCCGUAAAAUUAGCCGGGUCAGGCUUCUUCUUUGCUCCAGGAGUGCUAUCCCCUAUUAUCAAAUCCUCGGGCACGUAUCCCCCCAUACCGUUCCGUUCCAGCGCCGUCUUCACAGCACCAACUCCCUUAUUGCUAACAAUGGACAUCGGUAUGCCGGAUUCUUUGAGGGUUUGUAGCAGUUUCUGGGCUCCUGGGAAGGCUUUUAUGAGUUUUUGGCCGUGA
Trichophyton rubrum CBS 118892 is the source of this 330-nucleotide messenger RNA. RefSeq lists its product as uncharacterized. The record is from RefSeq and is a predicted model, not a curated record. The coding region runs from base 1 to 330 and encodes 109 amino acids. The transcript has a single exon. NCBI's taxonomy places the organism in Eukaryota, Fungi, Ascomycota, Eurotiomycetes, Onygenales, Arthrodermataceae.